Molecule: messenger RNA, 1781 nt
Organism: Drosophila serrata
Lineage: Eukaryota; Metazoa; Arthropoda; Insecta; Diptera; Drosophilidae
Product: venom serine protease Bi-VSP
Biological process (GO): proteolysis
Molecular function (GO): serine-type endopeptidase activity
Source: RefSeq, a predicted model, not a curated record
GCUUUCGUUGGUCAAGACGCCGCUCUCGCUGGCAUCCGGUGACCAGCUCUCCUCCAGUCGCAGUUCCUCAGUCUGAUAACGCUCCUCGGCCGGUGAACGUCGCUAGUCGCUGUCUAGUCUCCGGAUAUAUUAACAUCAAUCGUAACCGAUCUCGCCAUGAAGUGCGGUGUUAGUGCUGUGAUUACGUUACUCCUCCUCGCGAUCGGCCACGCCCCGCCGCCCACUGACGCCCAGUUUAAUCAGGGGAGGCAAGUUCGUCAGAACUGCAUCACUCCGGAGAAUUACUAUGGCAGUUGUGUGACCUUGAGCUACUGUCCCCAGGUGGCGAACAUCUUUAGGACCAAUAACAUUGACCGGGCUCAACGCUAUGUGAUCGCCCUGCAGCGAAGCUGUGGCACCCGGAACAUUAAUGGGGAUCCGGUGGUCUGCUGCACUGAGCCCAGAAUUAACCCGGUCACAGAGCGACCCGUGAACCCAUUCCUUCCCACAGACUCCUCCUUCGUUGUACCGCGGCCUCCACCGGAAGUAUCCGAGAAUCCAUUCUUUACGCGUCCCAGAGCAACCACAACCACAACGACGACGACGACAACAACGACGACCACGCCGGCUCCCCUUCCGGUUACCUCGGCGGCACCUGUCAUUGAAUUACGAGGAGAUGCUUGCCGUGGACCAGACAUCAAGCCCGGAAACUGUGUGGAACUCAACUUGUGUGCUUCGUUGCUAAAUGAGCUGCGGGUGAAGCAGCGUGACGAAUCCUUUGCAAAUUUCCUUCGAGCCUCUAGGACGAUUUGUGGCAACAAGGGCACCCAGGUAUGCUGCCCCAAUGGAAUGACAGUGGCCACCACCAAGGCACCCAUCUUUCCAAGGAACACGGACGAAGUGCCGCGACGUCUGCUCAACGUGGAAGAGGGCUGCGGCUCCACUGUGAGGUACUUCAAGAAGAUCGUUGGCGGCGAAGUGACCCACAAGGGAGCUUGGCCCUGGAUUGCACUUUUGGGCUACGAUGAUGCCUCCUCGUCGCCUUUUAAGUGCGGAGGAACCCUGAUCACAGCCAGACAUGUGCUAACCGCAGCCCACUGCAUCCGGAAUGAUCUACAAUUCGUGCGCUUGGGAGAACAUGAUUUGAGCACGGAUACGGAGACCCCCCACAUAGAUAUCAAUGUGGCCAAGUACGUGGCUCAUCCGGAAUAUAAUCGCAAAAAUGGACGCAGCGAUAUUGCCAUUCUGUACUUGGAGCGUAACGUACCCUUCUCAGCCAAGAUCACUCCCAUUUGCCUGCCCAAGUCGCAGCCUUUGCUCUCCAAGAGCUAUGUCGGCCAAACGCCCUUCGUUGCCGGUUGGGGCAAGACUCAGGAGGGCGGUGAGUCCGCCACGGUGCUCAACGAGCUCCAGAUUCCCAUCUACCCGAACGAUGUGUGCAUCCGAAGCUAUGCGGCCCAGAAGCGCUUUUUCAGUGCCGAUCAGUUUGAUGCCGCUGUGAUUUGCGCCGGAGUCCUGUCCGGCGGUCAUGAUACCUGUCAAGGCGAUUCCGGUGGUCCUCUGAUGAUUCCAGAAACCAAUGCCCAGGACAUGAGGUACUAUCUGAUUGGAGUGGUGUCCUACGGCAUUGGCUGUGCUCGGCCAGACGUGCCUGGUGUUUACACCAGCACACAGUACUUUAUGGACUGGAUCACACAACGAGUCCAGGAAACCACCUAAAGGGUCAAUCGUUGCCAUGCCAUAACACUGUUGCACUAAGUCAUAAUAAGUAACAAAAUAAAUCCAUUAUGUGAAUCACUAAA